This is a messenger RNA of Astrephomene gubernaculifera, 1142 nucleotides long. The record is from the annotation of a GenBank genome assembly. NCBI's taxonomy places the organism in Eukaryota, Viridiplantae, Chlorophyta, Chlorophyceae, Chlamydomonadales, Astrephomenaceae.
AAAGUAAACAAUCCUCUGUAUCAAACCAUUCAGUCCUUCGUCAUAUUAAUCUGCCGAUACUCGACACGUCAGAGGCUUCUACACGUGUUUAGAGCUUACGCAGCUCAGAGGCUCACGCAGCUGAAUCAGUAAUAUAACAAUUGAAACAUGGGCUCUCUUGUUCCAGGAUGGGAUGCGGAUUUUGUAGUUCCCAGAGAACUGCAACCUGAUGACAACGACAUCGACAAAGAGCCCGAGCGGGAAGGCUACUUUGCGCGCCUGAGGUCUCACAGGCACACUCAUGGCGGGGAUGCGGAGCGCGAGCUCUCCUCCUUGUCCCGCAUAUCUGCCCCCGCGACCCUAAGGGCGCAGCCCUUCCCGCCCUCCCCAUCCGCGACAGCGACGGCGACAGCGCGGAAAGGCUCACCCGCCUUGCGAGGCACCGCGAGUCCCGGUUCCGUACAACGCCGUACGACCACCCAGAUCGACUGGUCGGAGGAGCUGUCUUCCCUGCGGAAGGCCGUACCCAGGCGGGCAACGCAGGCGGUGCCCCAGCAUGAGGAGGGGCGGGCGCUGAAGGCGAGCUCCAGUGAGCGGCCGCGACACGGCGCCACAUGGUGGCGGGACCUGGAGGUGGGUCACCUCAACGAGCGCCCCGACCCGCAGGACGCGGUCGACAACGGACAGUCCACCGUACACCGUCGUCUGUCGUACGUGCCGCAGUUCGUAUCCACCCAUGAACUGGACUUUGGGGAGAUGGAGCAGAAGCGGGGACGGGCGCCGGGGAGCGGGGAGCGCUAGCGGUGGGGUUGUACGGCAAGGUGUGGGGUACGGCAAGGUGUGGGGUAAUGGCGGAGGUGUGGGGCAACCUGGUGGUGAUGGAAUGGCGACAGUGAGGGGAGGAUCCCUUAGGAUGUUUUUGACCGCGCAAUAAAUUGGUUGAUUGCCAGAUGAGGCAGGGGUGCGGAGGUGUUUAGACCAGAAAGUUGAGAGCGGAGUUGUGGGAGCAGCUGCUUGCAAAACAGCGCGGUACGUGUACAGUAGUUGGGUGGGAGUUGGUUGGUUGGUCGGCGCUCUGGGGCAGGAGGCCCCAACGUUUCUUGAGACUGCAAUGCUGUGCUGGUCGGAGGGAUUUGCUGCUCGUAUGCUGUCGGGGUUGCUGC